Messenger RNA from Drosophila sechellia, 2820 nucleotides. RefSeq names its product proline-rich extensin-like protein EPR1. The transcript has 3 exons. Bases 187 to 2418 code for a protein of 743 amino acids. NCBI's taxonomy places the organism in Eukaryota, Metazoa, Arthropoda, Insecta, Diptera, Drosophilidae. The record is from RefSeq and is a predicted model, not a curated record.
UAAACCAACUUAGCUUGGCAUCGAUCAAAUUCAAUCGUCCAUUGAAUUUGAUACGAUCGGUCGCGUCUUCUCCUUUCCGAUCCUCACAGUACCGUCCGCAAGGAUUAACCACGCACAUCGCCUAGGAUUACCUACGCACCCGGGAUUACCGCAACUGCCGUUUGUAGCAGUCCGAAAGUGUACACCAUGAGAAGUGCACUGUUCGUCUUGGCGCUUUGCGUUGUGGCUGUGGCCACCGCAUCGGCCGAUACCCAUGAGCGCAAGACUCGUGCCGCCGAGGGAUACUUUUACCCCCCGCCCGAUGUUCCAUUCGAUCUGCCAGUCCGCACCACCCAGCCGCCCACAAGGCCGCCAACGCGCCCUCCCACUAGGCCACCCACCAGGCCACCCACCAGGCCACCCACUAGGCCUCCCACGCCACCACCAACCUACUUGCCGCCCACCAACAAGCCACUGCCACCAGUGACCACCCGUCUGCCUCCUCCACCACCACCACCAAGGACUCCUCCCCCAACGAGGCCCCCAACUAGGCCACCAACCACUCGUCCGCCAGCAACCUACUUGCCACCCACCAACAAGCCACUGCCACCAGUGACCACUCGUCGUCCAACACCACCACCAACGAGGCCACCACCACCACCAACGCGUGCGUCGACUCCGGCUCCUACUUACCUGCCACCCACCAACAAGCCACUGCCACCAGUCACCGUGCGCACCACUGUUCGCACCACUCCUCGUCCAACUCUGCCUCCUACCAGGCCACCAACUCGUCCGCCAACUCGCCCACCAACCACUUACCUGCCACCCCCAACUGUGCGCACCACCCGCCCUCCUCCACCACCCACUCGUCCCCCAACUAGGCCACCAACCACCUACUUGCCUCCCGUUACCGUGCGCACCACCCGUGCUACCCCACCACCAACUCGCCCACCAACCCGGCCACCAACCUACCCACCGACCACUCGUCGUCUGACCACUCCGGCUCCUACUUACUUGCCACCCACUAACAAGCCUCUGCCACCAGUCACCGUUCGCACCACUGUUCGCACCACUCCUCGUCCCACUCUCCCUCCCACGAGGCCCCCAACUAGGCCACCAACCACCUACCUGCCUCCCCCAACUGUGCGCACCACCCGUGCCACCCCACCACCAACGCGUCCACCAACCCGGCCACCAACCUACCCACCCACCACUCGUCGUUUGACCACCCCGGCUCCUACUUACCUGCCACCCACCAACAAGCCUCUGCCCCCGGUCACCGUUCGCACCACUGUUCGUACCACUCCUCGUCCAACUCUGCCCCCUAGCCUGCCCCCUACCAGGCCCCCUACCAGGCCCCCAACCCGUCCACCAACCACCUACCUUCCUCCCCCAUCUGUUCGCACCACCCGUGCUACCCCUCCACCAACCCGUCCUCCAACUAGGCCACCACCACCACCCACCCGUGCAUCCACUCCUGCUCCUACCUACUUGCCACCCACCAACAAGCCACUGCCACCAGUCACCGUGCGCACCACUGUUCGCACCACUCCUCGUCCAACUCUGCCUCCUACCAGGCCACCAACUCGUCCACCAACUCGCCCACCAACCACUUACCUGCCACCCCCAACUGUGCGCACCACCCGCCCUCCUCCACCACCCACUCGUCCCCCAACUAGGCCACCAACCACCUACUUGCCUCCCGUUACCGUGCGCACCACUCGUGCUACCCCACCACCAACUCGCCCACCAACCCGGCCACCAACCUACCCACCGACCACUCGUCGUUUGACCACCCCGGCUCCUACUUACCUGCCACCCACCAACAAGCCUCUGCCCCCGGUCACCGUUCGCACCACUGUUCGCACCACUCCUCGUCCCACUCUCCCUCCCACGAGGCCCCCAACUAGGCCACCAACCACCUACCUGCCUCCCCCAACUGUGCGCACCACCCGCCCUCCUCCACCACCCACUCGUCCCCCAACUAGGCCACCAACCACCUACUUACCUCCCGUUACCGUGCGCACCACUCGUGCUACCCCACCACCAACCCGGCCACCAACCUACCCACCGACCACUCGUCGUUUGACCACCCCGGCUCCUACUUACCUGCCACCCACCAACAAGCCUCUGCCCCCGGUCACCGUUCGUACCACCGUUCGUACCACUCCUCGGCCAACUCUGCCACCCACGAGGCCCCCAACACGUCCACCAACCCGCCCACCAACCACCUACCUGCCCCCCGUCACUGUUGUGCGCACCACCCGCCCUCCUCCACCACCCACCCGUAGGACCACAGUCUACGUGCCACCACCAACCGUGCGCACCACCGUGUACGUGCCACCCCCGACACAGCGCACCACAGUCUACGUCCCACCCGCACCCACCAAGCACCAGGGCUACCAAUACCCCGUGCCCAGCAUCCCCUUCAACUUCUAGAUCUAGAGAUCCAGAUGUGAUUAGGGAUAGGGCCAUCGUCUAGGGCUAGAUUGAUCUAGUCAAUUCUCGUACAGUCUAACUUUACACGAUCCGGCGCCAGCGGUGCUAGAGGGCGCCACUGGUGCGCCUGCAAGGACGACACUUGUUUGUUUUUAUUUUAUUUUUGUAAUUAAUGAAUCGCAUACUCAUACAGCUAGGGAUCAUUGUAAAUGAGUGCCCCAAUUGUACAGCUAACAGUCUAUCCAACUCUUGCUAUGUUCUACCACUACUCUACGAUCGAUGGGCGGCCGUCGUCUGUGACGGACGCCAGCUCAAGACUAUAUAGCUCUAUAUUACGAUUAAAUAAACUUUUAAUUCGGAUCGCUGAAACCUGAACAAUAAAAUAAGUUUUUCGAAUAUUUA